GAUCUCGCGGCAGGAAUAUCUCGCGAGAACAGCGAAGCUCCGUUCAGCGCCAUUUAGAGCACGCAGUAUCGUCGCGAGGGCAACUACCGAGAAGCGACCGUUAACCGGACAGAGAUCCGGUCUGCUGGUGAUCCUCCUCAGAGCCGCUGUGUGUUCAGAACAGCAGCAGAAUGGCAGACGACCUGGACAUUGAGGCGAUGCUGGAUGCUCCGUAUAUGAAGGAGGAGUCCAGGAACCAGAGCCCCAACGGACAGGAGGAGCGCCCCAAGAGGAAGAAGCGCAGCCGCGACAGGAAGCGCAGCCGUGAAAGGAAGCGCAGCCGGAGUCGAGAGCGUAAACGCAGCCGCAGCAGAGACAAGAAAAGAAGUCGCAGCAGAGAGCGUCACAGCAGCAGAGAGCGCCGCAGCAGCAGAGAGAGGGGGGGCCGCUACAGAGACCACCACCAGCAUCGCCGGCGGUCAAAGAGUAAAAGUCCCGUCAGGAAGGAGAAGAGUCCACUCAGGCAGCCCAUAGAUAACCUGACUCCAGAGGAGCGGGAUGCCCGGACGGUGUUCUGUAUGCAGCUGGCAGCCAGGAUACGACCUCGAGACCUGGAGGAUUUCUUCUCUGCUGUGGGGAAGGUUCGGGAUGUGAGGAUGAUUUCUGACAGGAACUCCCGAAAGUCGAAGGGCAUCGCCUACAUCGAGUUUACGGAGACUAAUUCAGUUCCUCUGGCCAUCGGCCUGACGGGACAAAGGCUGCUGGGAGUUCCCAUCAUCGUACAGGCCUCACAGGCAGAGAAGAACCGAGCAGCCGCAGCAGCAGCAGCAGCCAACAACCUGCAGAAGGGAACAGCAGGACCGAUGAGGCUGUACGUCGGCUCUCUGCACUUCAACAUCACCGAGGAGAUGCUGAGAGGAAUCUUUGAGCCAUUUGGACGGAUUGAAAGCAUCCAGCUGAUGAUGGACAGUGACACAGGACAGUCUAAAGGCUACGGCUUCAUCACCUUUGCAGAUGCAGAGUGUGCUAAGAACGCUCUGGAGCAGCUGAACGGCUUCGAGCUGGCGGGUCGACCCAUGAAGGUGGGUAACGUGACGGAGCGGGGCGACGCCUCCUCCUCGUUCCUCGACAGCGACGAGCUCGAACGCACCGGCAUCGACCUUGGGACUACCGGACGCCUGCAGCUGAUGGCCCGACUAGCUGAGGGUACAGGUCUACAGAUCCCUCCUGCCGCUCAGCAGGCUCUGCAGAUGAGUGGAGCAAUCGCUAUCGGAGCCAUGGCUGCUGUUUCAGCUGCCAUGAAUCCGUCUCUCAACAUGAACUCUGCUGCUCAGUGUCUUCCCUCUCAGCCGCUAGCCACACACUGCUUCCAACUGUCCAACAUGUUCAACCCCAACAGUGAGGUGGUUCCUGGUUGGGAGAUGGAUAUCCAGCAUGAUGUCAUAGAGGAGUGUAACAAACACGGAGGAGUCGUUCACAUCUACAUCGACAAGAACUCGGCUGAGGGAAACAUUUACGCAAAGUGUCCGUCGAUACCCACCGCCAUGGCCACCGUCAACGCUCUACACGGAAGAUACUUUGCUGGUAAAAUGAUCACUGCGGCGUACGUCCCUCUGCCCACCUACCACAACUUGUUCCCAGAUUCUGCUGUCGCCACACAGCCGCUGGCCCCGCCCCCGCGACGGUGACUCACCAACAACACUGCCCUCUGAUUGGACAUCGGACUCUUUUAUAUCCUCCUCCUAGUGGUCGAUACGGACGAGUCAGUUUCACUUGUGUUCGUCAGGUCUGAGACGAGGGACGCUGUUUUUCUUUCCUUCCUGGUUACUUCCUGUUCAUUCUCAUUAGCAUUUCUGGGCGUGGUCCGUUUUGAGUAUCGUCCAAAGAUUGAGCUCUGUGAGCUGUGAGGAGGCCGGCCGAUGAUGAAGAUGAUGUCAGCUGAUUGGUUGGUUUGAAGCCGUUUGGUAUUUAAGUGUUUUCUAAUCAAGAAUUUGAUUUUGUAAAAUGUUUAUUAAAUUUUAUUUUGAAGUCAC
Sebastes umbrosus (honeycomb rockfish) is the source of this 2012-nucleotide messenger RNA. RefSeq names its product RNA-binding protein 39-like. The record is from RefSeq and is a predicted model, not a curated record. Lineage: Eukaryota; Metazoa; Chordata; Actinopteri; Perciformes; Sebastidae. Gene Ontology annotation, cellular component: nucleus. Gene Ontology annotation, biological process: mRNA processing. Gene Ontology annotation, molecular function: RNA binding.